UGAAUACAGCCUUAUACUGUUAAGACAAGCUUUACUGUGCGCGCGUUGGAAACUUGUUUAGCCAGCCAGUCUCAAUUUUAGCCUGUGGAGAUUGAGAGGGUUACCCGGAGCACAGUCGGCGAAACUUAGUAAAAAGGAGAGAAAUUCUCCCCCCAGGUCCCUAAAGUGACGCUGAUUUGGCUCCAAAACGAGCCGGGCUGUCGUGUGUUUGCUUCAAACAAGGAUACGCUGUUGGACAUGUGAAUUUAAAGGAAAUAACUGGCAAGCGCAACAAUGAAACAAGCGACUGUCCUGUAUUGCCUCGACUUUUUCCUGACGUGCCUCUUGUUCGGGUCGAGCUCUUCACAAUCAGUAUGCGCUGGCACAGAGAACAAGCUGAGUACGCUGUCAGACCUGGAGCAGCAGUAUCGCACCCUGCGGAAGUACUACGAGAGUUGUGAAGUCGUAAUGGGCAACCUCGAAAUCACAAGCAUUGACCGCAGUCGAGACCUCUCUUUCCUCAGAUCGAUCCGGGAAGUGACAGGCUAUGUGCUGGUGGCUCUCAACCAGUUUGACUACUUACCACUGGAGAACUUGCGAAUCAUCCGAGGGACUAAGUUGUACGACAACCACUACUCACUUGCAAUCUUCCUCAACUACAGACACGAUGGAAACUUUGGGCUGCGUCAGUUGGGUCUGAAGAACCUCACGGAGCUCCUGAGUGGUGGAGUCUAUGUCGACCAAAACAAGUUCUUAUGUCACGCGGACACCAUUCAUUGGCAGGACAUUGUCAAGAACUCCGGCGUCUAUCCUGUGGUGGUGCCCACCAACAGCAGUGUCACAUGUCAGAAGUGCCAUCGCUCCUGUAAUGGUCGUUGCUGGGGGCCCAAAGAGGAUCAGUGUCAAAGCUUAACUAAGACGGUGUGUGCUGAGCAGUGUGAUGGCCGCUGUUUUGGUCCCUAUGUGAGUGACUGCUGCCACCGUGAGUGUGCAGGUGGCUGCUUUGGUCCAAAGGACACUGACUGCUUUGCAUGUACAAACUUCAACGACAGUGGCGCGUGUGUGACGCAGUGUCCCCAGCCUUUUGCGUACAACCCCACCACAUUCCAGGUGCAACACAACCCUAAGGCAAAAUACACUUACGGAGCCUUCUGUGUAAAGAAGUGUCCACAUAACUUUGUGGUGGACCAGAGCUCCUGUGUGAGAGCGUGUCCUAGUAACAAGAUGGAGGUGGAGGAGAACCGCAUCAAGAUGUGCAUUCCUUGUACUGACAUCUGCCCAAAAGCAUGUGAUGGCAUUGGAACUGCCAGUCUACAGACUGCUCAAACAGUAGACUCCAGCAACAUCGACAAGUUUGUAAAUUGCACCAAAAUAAAUGGCAAUUUGGUUUUUCUCAUCACUGGAAUUAAAGGGGAUGUCUAUCAUAACAUUGAAGGUUUGGAUCCAGAAAAACUUCAUGUGUUCCGUACUGUUAGGGAAAUUACAGGCUUUCUGAACAUCCAGUCUUGGCCUGACAACAUAACAGACUUGAGUGUUUUCAGCAACUUGGUAACAAUCGGGGGAAGAUCUCUAUACAGUGGAAUCUCCCUGCUGGUGUUAAAGCAGCAUGGCAUUUUAUCACUUCAACUUCAAUCACUCCGCGAGAUCAGUGCGGGGAAUGUGCACAUCGCAGAGAACAGCCAGCUGUGUUACUACAACACAGUCAACUGGACCCGACUGUUCCGUGCUGCCAACCAGAAAGUUUUGACCCGCAACAACAGAAACCCACAGGCGUGCUCCAAGGAGCAUAUGGUCUGUGACCCGUUAUGUUCUGAUUCUGGAUGUUGGGGACCUGGCCCAGACCAAUGUCUCUCGUGCAGGGACUACAGUAGGGGACAAAUUUGUGUGGAAAACUGCAACCUGUAUGAAGGGGAGAUUCGAGAGUUCGCCAACGGUUCUGUGUGUGUUGAGUGCGAUUCCCAAUGUGAACGAGCUGAUGGCAACUCUUUGACCUGUCACGGUCCGGGCCCAGAGCAUUGUGUGAAAUGCAUCCAUUUUAAGGAUGGUCCUAACUGCGUGGAAAAGUGCCCGGACGGGCUGCAAGGUGCAAACAGUUUUAUCUUUAAGUAUGCCGAAAGCAACAAUGAGUGUCAUCCUUGCCAUGCCAACUGCACACAAGGGUGCACUGGACCAAGACUUCAAGACUGUAUUGGGUGGAUGGACAGAACCCCUUUGAUUGCAGCAGGGGUGAUCGGCAGCCUCUUCAUGGUGGUUAUCAUUGUGCUUAGUGUGGCCGUAUCCGUGCGCCGGAACAACAUCAAGAAGAAGAGGGCCCUCCGUCGCUUCCUGGAGACAGAGCUGGUCGAACCCUUGACACCCAGUGGGACAGCACCCAACCAAGCCCAGCUUCGGAUCUUGAAAGAGACAGAACUCAAAAGAGUCAAGAUCCUCGGUUCUGGGGCCUUUGGGACUGUGUACAAGGGGAUUUGGAUUCCAGAGGGUGAAACAGUUAAGAUACCUGUAGCCAUCAAAAUCCUAAAUGAAGCCACAGGGCCCAAGGCAAACGUGGAGUUCAUGGACAGGAUACGAAUUUGUGUCUUUCAGGAGGCACUGAUCAUGGCCAGCAUGGAGCACCCUCACCUGGUGCGUCUGCUGGGUGUCUGCCUGAGUCCUACCAUCCAGCUGGUUACGCAACUGAUGCCUCACGGGUGCCUUCUCGACUACGUCUACGAGCAUAAGGACAACAUCGGAUCCCAGCUGUUGCUCAACUGGUGUGUCCAGAUUGCUAAGGGGAUGAUGUAUCUGGAGGAGCGUAGGCUGGUCCACAGGGAUCUGGCAGCCCGAAACGUCCUGGUGAAAUCUCCCAACCAUAUCAAGAUCACAGACUUUGGCUUAGCUCGCUUACUGGACGUUAAUGAGAAGGAAUAUAAUGCGGAUGGAGGAAAGAUGCCCAUUAAAUGGAUGGCCCUGGAGUGUAUUCAUUACAGGAAGUUUACUCACCAGAGUGAUGUUUGGAGUUACGGGGUAACAAUUUGGGAGCUAAUGACCUUUGGAGGGAAACCGUAUGAUGGAAUUUCAACCAGAGACAUUCCAGACCUACUGGAGAAAGGGGAGCGUCUCCCACAGCCCCCCAUCUGCACCAUUGAUGUCUACAUGGUUUUAGUCAAAUGCUGGAUGAUCGACGCAGACAGCAGACCCAAGUUCAGAGAGUUGGCAGCAGAGUUCACCAGGAUGGCCCGUGAUCCGCAGAGAUACCUUGUUAUUCAAGGGGAUGACUGCAUGAAACUGCCCAGUCCAAACGAUAGCAAGUUCUUCCAUAGUCUCCUGGAUGAAGAGGAGCUGGAAGACCUGAUGGAUGCUGAGGAAUAUGUUGUGCCCCAUUCCCUCAGUAUCCCACCUCUGACGUACACUUCACAAACACGCACAGACCCCAGCAAGUUUUGCUACCAGGAUCCUAAUUUUAGCAGGCAGGACACGAUGGCCACCCUCCCGAGAGUAGUCUCUCUUCCCCCUGUGAGUGGCGCCUGUCUGGUUUCCCAGGACCUGGCCCCCGGGGGGCAUGCUGGUGGUGGAUUUGUCCGUGCCAAACAGGAAGAUCCACGAUGUAAUGGUACUCUAAGGAAGCAGUCCUCCCCGAGAUCAAGCGUCCUUGUGGCUGGCACAGUACAUUCUACAGGACAAGGUGGGCGGGAGGACUGCAGUGGACAACGUUACAGCGCAGACCCAACUGGUCUCCUUGCUGAACGAGGAGCCAAGGGAGAGAAGGGACAGGAUCCAUACACGACUACCAUGAGAGAGAAGAAGAGUUCAGAAUACAUCAACCCUGUUGAGGAAAACCCUUUCAUUACACGUCGCAGAAAUGGAGAAGCCCAUGCAGUGGUUGACGGAGCAGGCUGCCACACUUUGCACAUGGCCGGAGCUGAUGCCGCAGCCGGCACCUCCGGCGCCCACUCCACCUGCAGGAACGAUGAGUAUGUCAACGAGCCGCUUUACCUGAAUACCUUUCUUAACCCCGGCGACAAGAACGGAUUAGCUUCUGCAGUCUCCUUCUCUGUCCCUGGGACUUCUGCUGCCCAAACAGUAUCACAGACAGUCAACAAAUCGACGUCCAGCCACGCAGUCCCUUCCUCGGGAUACGUGCUAGCCCCUGGUCACCUCCCUCACCCAGCGUAUCUUUCACACACCCUGCAUCCGGGGCAUUCGGGACAUGCUCCGCACUCAGGCAUUACAGGCGGCACCAUCAUGUUCGAUAAGAAAGGCAAGACGGCUACUUUUGACAAUCCUGAAUACUGGCAACACAGCCUCCCUCCGAAAACAUCUCUGCACAACCCGGAGUACCUGCAGGACUGCAGCACACGCUUUUUCUACAGGCAGAAUGGACGUAUCCGCCCUGCUGUUGCUGAAAACCAGGAAUACUUGUCUGAGGCUGCUAUGAAAGCCGGCAAUGUGUUACCACCCCCUCCCUACAGACAGAGGAACACUGUGGUGUAGUCGCCCACCUGUAGCACGCAAAAAAAGAGGGGAUAAGUCAUGGUGAAGAAUGAACCUUGAGCAAAUCCUCACAUUACCAAACAGUGUUUCUCGAACUGACUUCUUCCUGUACCUGGUGUGGAAGCCUCUGUGAUUUCAUUCUGGCUCAACGACUCAGCAUGUACCGACAGUGUUCUAGAGCUUUUCUUACCCACUAUAUUUUGUUUUCUUUUUUCAAAAGCAACUUUUCCAUCCCUUACUGUAGUACUUCCUGAGACACAAAAGCAAUCAGUAAUUACGAAUGCAGAUUAAUGAUGAUAGGGGGGAAAAGGCCCAAAAAUAGUGGCUAGCCAAAAGAGAGGAUUAUUAUUUUACUUCUACAUAGCCAUAAACUACCAAUCCCUGUCACCUUUUUUGAAUACUUCCCACAUAGUUGAACUUGCUCAUGACAGCAAUCACACAUUGGCAUUGCUUGUGCAAGCCCGCAGAGUUGUCGUGACUUGCCAGCAAAAAGCGGUGGUCAUGCUAAACAGCCCAGAUGUUGCAAACCCACACACUUCUUUGCCAUGUUGUUGCAACAGUACUGAAAAUCAAAUAUUUAUCACAUGCAGUAUUGUUCUUUACACAUGCCGCCAGCCUUGACACGCCAAUAUAAUCUCCAAACAUGAAUUCAUAACCAAAUGCAUUCACGUGUCAAAUAAACGCUCUGCCACUUGAAAUGUAUUCCGCAAGAAAAGCGCCAUUAACCUUCAGAUGGAAUACGCUGUGUUCUUAUAUAAUGACGCAGGAGCUGUGCACAGAAAGGGUCGAUGUUAAAUAAAUGUCAGUGCAAUUUUGUGGAAAGUUAGCUUAACGUCUGGUGGAAAGCAUUUUACGGAUUACUGGCAUGACUUUAAAUGUAAAUGCUUUAAAGUUAACCUUAUCUAAGGUAUUGUUACCUUUCUUCUUCUCAUGCCAUUCAGAUCAAUCCCGCCUGAGCAACCAAUCAUUCAGCAUAGUUAACACAUUUAACAGAUGCUUCCUUUGGCUACAAUAGAAACUUUCUUAAUGAUUUACUGUAAAUCCUUCAAGUGAUCCAAUUUUGUUCUUCUUCAGAUAUGCCACAAUAUCCUCAAAUCAAAAUCAGGCCUUAAUCAUACUUGGAUAAAAAGUAGAUAUGAAUGAGAUACAGUAGCUGGACAUCAUCAAAACAAUAGCGCGAGUUUCAGAAAGUGGUAUCUGGGAAUGGUCUCCUGUACAAGCAUCCUCUGGCAGAUGCAAAACAUGAGUACAGGUUUUGUAGUCUGAAUACCAAAUAGCGCCACUUUUCCAUUUGUUUGUUCUUUUACCGUUCUUUAACCAUAGAAAAACACAAAUGAUGUACAGUAUUGCACUGAACUGGUCCUACACUUAACAAGGGGCAAAGUACGCAUCAGCUCUGAAGAUAGAAAAGAAUAAUCUGUAAAUUAAGUCAAAUAUGUCUUCAUGUGAAAUUAUUUUUAUUCAGUUAAUUACUGAACCUAAAAACUGACCAUUUGUUUAUGACUUAACUGCAAUUGAUUGUGCGGCAGUUAGUGCUACUCCAUCAAGAGAUGGCAGUGAAAGUGAAGGGAUAAUUUUAUAUUACCAUAUUAGGAUGAUUAUAACAUUUGUAGGGAAGGAUGUUGCUGUGUUCACUUACACAUUUGUCUUUCCGGAUUUUAACCUUGAUUGCUUGUUAUAUCCUUUAUCCCACUGCUUGGUUGAUGUAUUGAAUAUUGAAGAAAAAUAUUAACUCAAAUAGGUUUAAGUUCUUACACUCAAUGGAGAAAAGUCUUGAAUGCAACUUUUAAGUAUUUGCUCAAUCACUGUCUGAGUUCGAUUCUGUAGUUCCACAUUCAAUUAACAAAUCGUGUGCUUUGUUUUAGGAAAGACCCUUUUUGUACCCAGUAUGACUGCGUCCCAUUGUAGACAGAUCAAGAUCUAUAAAGGCACGCCGUGAUGUGUUUGGUGUGAGAGUCAGUCCCUUUCUCAGGUCUAAUCAGUCAACUCUGACCUGGAAAAGAUCCUUCUGGAUGAACACGAAUUCCCACAGACACACUUCAAAAAGUUCUGUUCUCUCUUUUUUUUUUUUCUCCUCUCCCCGGAAGCUGUUCUAGCUCCAAAGAGACUAAGUCCAUAUGUGAGGUGUCCCAAUUAUUAUGUUCAUAUAGUGUACUUAUGUUAAUCAUGUAAUGUGUGAAAUGUAAUGUGCUUUGUCAAAAAUCAGUUAUAUAAGUCACUUUUUGCCACCAGCCAAAUAGGGUUAUUGGCACUCGUGUGUGUAUAAGUGCAUAAGUGACAGUACUUGAGAGUCAGCAUAAGGCUUCAUAAUGGAUGUCAAUGGAAAGAAAAGCCAAUCCUAUGGAAGAGAAAACCAGUGGGGGCUCUCUUGCAGGAAAGGGGCUUUUAGCUUUUUGAAUGUUACAAGGGAAAGUGGUCCCUUGUUGUUCUGAGGGGGAAAUUGUAUUCCCCAACAUCUCUCCCAUUGCACCCACUCAGAAUCCUUAGAUGACAGGCAAAUAGGUUGUAAUCUCACAGCCAGUAUGAGACUAACGUAUGAGCAUUCCAGAAAUGUUACCUCACCAAUCGUCAAUGUCAAUGUUUUGUGAAAUCUAGGCAGUAAGAUGGUGCAACAACUGCGAAUGUUGACCACAAGUGUCAUUCUUCUUCUCCUGUCUUUACCUUUCAGGUGAAGAAAUCCAUGUAGCAACUACUGCAGCUGGUGAAGUAAAAACAGAGACUAUAUUGAAUACAAAAAAGAAAAAAACAUUUGAAAGUCGUACAAUUCGGGAAGCCUACCUAAAUUUUGGAUCAGGGAAUAUGCUUAGAAAGCCACACCAAAAAGGUUGAACCGUCACAACAGGAAAGGCUUCUGCUAGCAAGAGCUCAUUAAAAUUUUUCUUGAAACAUGCAUGUACAUUAAAUAAAAGUUUUAUAAUGGAGACAGUUUGACACUGGAACAAGCUGAUUCAAUUUCCAGCAUUAUUUUCUCUGGGAUCAGCACCCCAAAAUGGAUUGUGUUCCCCUUAAAAGUUUCCACUGUAGUCCAGAAGAGGCGUUUUAUUAAGAAUACUGGUGUUUAAUGUGAAGGUUGGUUUAGUCACAUCAGUAUUUUACAGCAGAAGACCGCCCUUUUAGCUCUGCUUCCGCUUUAUGGUCAUUUUUAUUGUAUGCACCUACGCUGUACUUUCAUUGUGAGGAAGUAUAAUAUGUAUGGAUGCCCAGAGGGGAGUGAAAUGUUUGUUAGCAUGCAAUGAAAAUGAUCAUCGUAAUAUUUACAUUUUAUAUUUGUAUUAAACUAGUAAAUGGUGAAGAAACAUUUUUUCCCAUAAAUUCAUAUUUAACUCGUUUUCAGACGUGUCAAGGCUUGAGGGCUCCAUACCCGUAAGCAUUAUAAAUGAUACUGUAUGUCUUCACGAAGACAAUGUGCAAACACUAUUUUUUUUCAUUAUUAUCUUCUACAAGUUUCUCUAAUGACUUAUUGCUCCUGGGUCCUGAUACAGCGUCUCGGUCAUUUGAAGGUUUUUAGCCUGAUAAAAUGUAGAGAUCAGACAAGGUGAUUUUGCAGUGACCACAAUAUAUUGGUAUUGGACUGACUGGUAAAACAUAACCUGACAAAAAAAAACAUAACCUCAUCUCUUUGUAACUCCUGACUGACAUGAUGGAUUCUUUUUUAUUAUUAUGUUCUGGAAAGGGUGUGAUUGUCAUUUAAAGACUGAAUAGACGUUGAGUUGAUUAUACAGCAUGUUAGUCAUGUCUGUAUGCUUUCUUUCUAAGAAAGGUACAAUUAACCACUCAUGGAUAUAUAUGGGGACCCUUGAAAUGGAAUAAUUAUUUCGGUCGUACUAACUCAUCCUACCAAUGAAUGAGGACUUUGGAUGGUUUAUCUCCUUGAAGUGGGACUUUGUCUAUUUCUAAUUUCUAUGGUUUCGUUUUUCGUAUCAGGAGGACAGUCAUUUCUUUCCAAACAAAGACAUGUAUAUGGUCUAAAUGGAAGAACUGGAAAAGCAAAUACUACUUCUGUGGGAACGUUACCCGAAAUCACUCAUCUAGGAAUUGUUGUUGUCAGUGCACCAUAAGACUUUUAAAAAACAAUUAUAAUAAUAACUUUUUUUUCCUUUUUUGUUUAUUUUUAACCAGAACACGCUGUGUGUAUGUAAGAUAAUGUAUCCAAAGUGUGUGCCUGCCACACAUGAUUUAUAAAGUGUGCAUUGAUACAAUGCCAUCGCAAAAGGGACAUUUGACCAAGGACAGUUUUACAAUGUAAUUAUUGUGCUAUUGAAAAAUUCAUCAAUAUUUUUGUUAUAACCUAAUCAGAAAUGUGUCGAUCAGCAUUUUAAUGGUUAAAUUAAAAAUACAGUAGUAGUAUUUUUCAUAGGUGGCAGCUGUAAAUAUGGCAACAAUGUUCCUUUUUGAAGUUGAAGAGUCUUUGUUCCUCUUCGCAUUGCAUUUGAGUGACUAUCUGUAUUCUUUGCAGGGCCUCAUUUCUGUAAAUAGCUAUACAGUAUACAUGCAUAUACAGUAUAUAUAUUACGUAAGUGUAAUUUGACAACUUUUGAAAAUGCUUGCAGGGUCUGUUGUUAGCCCGUCAUCCCCCUGUGAUUGUGGGAUUGUACUUUCAGCACAACUUGGUGAACUGUGACCUCUGCUCUUGCUCACUUUGUUGCAGUUUUUAUAUGAUUAUUGUGUGUACGGUAUACUCACAUAUACUCCAUAUUUCACUCAAUGGUAUUCAUCUCUCAGAUAUUUUGUACUCUUUUAAGAUGCCCUUGCAAUAUUAACAGAUAUUCAAUAUUCAGUAUGA
Messenger RNA from Phyllopteryx taeniolatus (common seadragon), 9232 nucleotides. Its product is annotated as receptor tyrosine-protein kinase erbB-4-like. NCBI's taxonomy places the organism in Eukaryota, Metazoa, Chordata, Actinopteri, Syngnathiformes, Syngnathidae. The record is from RefSeq and is a predicted model, not a curated record. Gene Ontology annotation, cellular component: basal plasma membrane; signaling receptor complex. Gene Ontology annotation, molecular function: epidermal growth factor receptor binding; ATP binding; transmembrane receptor protein tyrosine kinase activity. The transcript is spliced from 28 exons. The coding region runs from base 274 to 4449 and encodes 1391 amino acids. Gene Ontology annotation, biological process: multicellular organism development; positive regulation of kinase activity; protein phosphorylation.